Messenger RNA from Triticum aestivum (bread wheat), 4327 nucleotides. RefSeq lists its product as uncharacterized. Gene Ontology annotation, biological process: protein ubiquitination. Bases 342 to 3791 code for a protein of 1149 amino acids. Gene Ontology annotation, cellular component: CCR4-NOT complex. NCBI's taxonomy places the organism in Eukaryota, Viridiplantae, Streptophyta, Magnoliopsida, Poales, Poaceae. The record is from RefSeq and is a predicted model, not a curated record. The transcript has 13 exons. Gene Ontology annotation, molecular function: RNA binding; ubiquitin-protein transferase activity.
UUGGUGCGGCAAUCCCUUCUCCGCCCUACCUAUGCUUUGCGUCGCCAUCUCCUUCCUUGCCUUCCUUCGUGUUCCCUUCCCUUCCCCAACACAAGCCCGGCGCAGCGCAUACAUACAUACACAUCGACUCAACUUCCCUCUUCCUCCACCGAAAGUCCAACCUUUUCGCUCCCAAUCCACCACCCAUCGCCCACCACCAAUCCCCCCCUCUCCCUCGUUCGCUUGAUUCGAUCAGAGAGAGCCCCGCCACCGCCACCGCCACCGCCACCGCCACCAGACCUCGACCAGUCAAUCCCCUCUAGGGUUUCGCCUAUCGCGCCGCCCAAUCGGAUCCACCUCCAAUGAUGACGAUGAGCGAUGACGGAGACCGCACCUGCCCGCUCUGCGCCGAGGAGAUGGACAUCACUGACCAGCAACUCAAGCCCUGCAAAUGUGGCUACGAGAUUUGUGUCUGGUGCUGGCACCACAUCAUUGACAUGGCUGAGAAAGAGGACACAGAGGGGCGCUGCCCUGCCUGCCGCACACGCUAUGACAAGGACAGGAUUGUUAAGAUGGCUGCCACGUGUGACAGAACGGUAGCAGAUAAAAAUACAGACAAGAAGCAGAAGACCCAAAAGGUUAAGUCAAAGACACUGACUGUGGAAGCUAAGAAGCAUCUGGCCAGUGUCAGAGUUAUCCAGAGAAACCUGGUCUACAUAAUUGGGCUACCUGCAAAUUUAUGCAAUGAGAGUGUACUUGAGCGCAGGGAAUACUUUGGUCAGUAUGGAAAGGUUUUGAAGGUUUCAGUUUCUCGUCCAACUGGGGCUCCUUCCCAGCAGACAUCAACGAACAACGGUAUCAGCGUAUAUAUUACUUAUGCCAAAGAAGAAGAGGCCAUCCGGUGUAUUCAGGCUGUACACAAUUUUGUCUUGGAAGGGAAAGUGCUAAGGUUAGCCUUAUACCUUGUCUCUUCUCUAGCAGUUUUGCACAAUAUUGUUAUUCUAAUGGUUUUCUAUUGUUGCAGAGCAUGCUUUGGCACCACGAAAUAUUGCCAUGCAUGGCUGCGGAACAUGACAUGUGGGAAUCCAGAUUGUCUCUAUUUGCAUGAUGUAGGCAGUCAGGAGGAUAGUUUCACUAAAGAUGAGAUAAUCUCAGCUUAUACCAGGAGUAGGGUUCCUCAAAUGGCGUCUAGUGUUUCCCAAAGACGUGCAGGAACUGUAUUGCCUCCUCCAGCAGAGGAUUUCUCUUACAGUGCGGUGGUUUCAGCCAAACAUACAAUCAAGAAUGGAACAACUAAUACCACAGGCCAGUCAAGACUGUCACCUCCAAACAGUAGUUCAGGGAGGUCCACGCUUCCAUCAGCUACUUCAUGGGGGCAUCGUGAUUUGAACACACGGACAACCGCGACUGAGGUGGCGUCCUCACAAUCUCUUACUAAAUCAAAAGCAGAGGCGCAUAGUAAUUCACUUUCAAGUUCUUCUAUGAUUUCGAAUUCAAGACUACCUUCUUCAUGGAAUGAUGAUACAAGCACAGUACUGAAAAUGACUGAAGGACGGCAAGUAUCAGAACGAGAUAGUUUGUCUAAAACCUUGAAGCCAUAUAGACCUGGUAUUGCAAAGGAAACCCAAGCUGUGACAUCAUUGGAGUCUUCGUUGGACAUAGACUUUUCUACAAUACCUUCAGCCUGGAAUGAUGAUGAAGUUGUAGCAUCAGAUGAGACUUCAAAAGGAAGUGAGGAAAAGCAAGUUGUAAAUGGAAAGUUUUUUCCUUCAGCAUCCUCAAAACCAACGGAACCGGGCCAGAUUGGGUCUAAGUCAUCAACAUCACCAAAGAAUGGCGAAGCCGUAAACAGUUCCAAGCAAAAUCUUGCAGAUUGUGUGCCACAUUCAGCAAUAUCUGGUUCUGUUUUAAAGAGGGAUGAGGGUGAGAAUAGACCUGGGGACACAGAAGUCGAGAAGUUGUCUGUUGGGGUAACUUCAGUAACUUUAGAUAGCAAAGAUACAGUUCAUAGUAUGGAAGAAAACCAACAGCUGGGUGCAGUUCCCAACACUUCCGCCGUGGUGCCUUUAAGUCAAAGUUUGAAGAAGGAACAAUCUCAUUUGAAGCUUGCUGGGCUUUCAUCAUCAGAAAAUAAGGACCCUGUACUUUCUUGUCAAUCUAGUUCUGAUAAGCAUCUUGACUGGAGCUCAGAGCUGCAAAGUUGUCGUGUGGCUUCUCCUUUGAAUGACAUAUGGAAUUCUUCUGUGGCCACUGAUAAACCCCAUGCCACUGCUAACACAUCACAUAUUUCUUUGUGGAAUGAUAAAGAAAUUAACCCUACUUCGACAAGUGAUGGUAGAACUUCUGGCACCAUGCUGCAAACCAGGUUAUCUUCAACUGAAAAUGCUUCUACCAUGUUGAAUGGACGUCGUGAGGGGCUAGGACCUAUGUAUACACCUGAUAUGGUUUCUGAACAUUCUGGUAUGCGAAACCACCAGCAUAGAGCACUGGAUGCAGCAAGAAAUGAUAACAUAGGCAGUUUUGGCAACGCUGUAAGUGGAAAUAAAGACGAGGGCAGCAUAAUUUCUGAUAUAUUGUCUUUGGAGUUUGAUCCAUGGGAUGAGUCGUAUUCAACUGCGAACAAUUUUGUUAAGAUGCUUAAUGAAUCUGAAAAGAACGAUGCACUUUUCAACGCACCUUCAUGGAAAUCAAAAGGCACCAGUAAUGAGUCUAGAUUUUCGUUUGCUAGACAGGAUAACCAACGGAACUUCCAAGAUUCAUCUUUCAGAAAUUGUGGCACUGAUCAGAAUUUUAGCUUGCUAUCCCAGAAUUCUCAUGGCAACAGCUAUCAGAAUGGUGUUGCAUUCCAAUCGCCGGAGGAAGAUUUUUCAAAGAGCAAUCCUCUUGCUAUGUCAGAUAUAGCAACUGCUGGGUCUUCAAGGUCUAAAAUAUCUGCACCUCCUGGAUUCGCGGCACCAGCUAGAGUCCCACCUCCUGGAUUUUCAUCUCAGGACGGGUUGAAUCCCCCACCUGGAUUUUCUUCAGGAUUCUCAUCUCAGGAUAUGUUGAAUCACCCUCAUGGAUAUCCUUCGGGAUUUCCAUCUCAGGCUGGAUCUAAUCCCCCUCAUGGAUUUUCAUCUCAGGCUGGGUCGAACCCGUCUCGUGGAUUUAAUUCUGGAUUUUCAUCCCAGGAUGGGUCUAACAAUAUUCCUCCUGGGUUUUCUUCUGCGUUUUCUGCUGGGUUUUCAUCCCAGAAUGGGUCUAACCAGGCGUAUGGCUCCACAUUCUCAGAAACUCGUCUACUUGAUAAUCUUUUUGGUAGCCACACCAAUCAGUAUCAACCUCAGAUAUCUAGACACACAAGUGACAUAGAAUUUAUUGAUCCUGCUAUAUUGGCUGUGGGCAAAGGGCGGAUGCCAGGAGUUAGUGAUUCAGGGUUGGAUUUGAAAAACACUCCUUUUCCAGCACAAUUGCAGACAUCGAAUAAUGAUCCAAGACUUCAACUACUUAUGCAGCAGAGCAUGCCCUCUCAUCAAAACCUCAGAUAUACUGACCAUGUUCAAGAUGCAUUCAACCCUAUUCAGAAUGAUAAUUAUCUGACAUCCCGACUUCUGCCACAGAACCAUGGUUCUCUAUCCCCUUAUGCACAGAUGUCACUCCAACAACCUAGAAACUCACAGCUUGCAAAUGGUCACUGGGAUGGCUGGAGUGAUUUGAGACAGGGGAAUAAUGUUCCCAUGUCGGACAUGUCAAGGAUGUUAUAUCCAACUGAAGCUAACAACUUUCACAUGCUGGGUUCAAAUGAUAUGUAUAACAGAACCUUUGGACUUUAAUUGUCUUUGAAGGUGAAUAUUGACCUCUCCGCGUCUAUUUUGGGCGUGUCUCUUGUUCUGAAAGUAACUGGUUGCACAGUGCUUGUCUAAUGGUUGUGCUUAUGAGCUGGUACGUGAAAGUUCUACUGGAAGGCAGUUGAUGCAAAUGUGCCGACAUGAUCCUGAGUUUGAACUAGAUCUUCCAAGCACAAGGUUCCUUUCUAGGCGAAGUCAUACAUGAACAGGUGGUCCUUGAAGUAUAUGGAUACAUAUGGUUUGGGUGCGAUGGAAGCUGGCUUGAGAAGAGAGAUACCGUUUAGCGUGUAUGUUCUAUUUCGCCAUCGUAGCUGUGUAAAUGUUUUCUUGCCUUGGGGAUUCGAGAGACUCCUCUGUACAUGAUUUUGUAACUUGCCGCUGGUAGGUCUUUUGUGGUGCAUAGAAAGCUCAUGUUUUGGUGUGGGGUUUGUUGAAUCAAAAACUGAAAGCAAAUGUGACAAUCAUCUAUAGCUCAACUGACAAUUGUUUGGCAUCAAACUGAAGGAAGGUUUUUGACUACA